Messenger RNA from Glycine soja, 1264 nucleotides. RefSeq names its product nudix hydrolase 23, chloroplastic-like. The record is from RefSeq and is a predicted model, not a curated record. The transcript is spliced from 8 exons. NCBI's taxonomy places the organism in Eukaryota, Viridiplantae, Streptophyta, Magnoliopsida, Fabales, Fabaceae. Bases 178 to 834 code for a protein of 218 amino acids. Gene Ontology annotation, molecular function: hydrolase activity.
GUAAACUUUAAACGGUGAACUGCAUAUAUCACAACUGUAGAGGAUCGCUUUCAUUUUUUGUUACCUCUCUGCAAAUGCUUCAGCUCUUGACAACUUAGGUUGUUAAUCCGCGUUUGUUGUUCAACAUUGGUAACCUCGUACAAAUCAAGUGCUGUUCUCUUUCCUUUCAAUCUCAUCAUGGAUUCUUCUUCUGAUCAUUCUCCCCCAUCAUCACUUCAUUCUCCUGGAGAUGUUCAAAACGUUAAAUUCUGUCAGUGGUGUGGUGGUCCAACGAAGCAUGAAAUUCCUGAAGGAGAAGAAAGGUUGAGAGCUAUUUGUACAAGUUGUGGGAAGAUAACCUAUCAGAAUCCAAAAAUGGUAGUCGGUUGCCUCAUUGAACAUGAUAACAAGGUCCUCCUUUGCAAGCGGAAGAUUGAACCAUCUUAUGGCCUAUGGACACUUCCUGCGGGUUAUUUAGAAAUUGGAGAGUCGGCUAUGGAAGGUGCUAUCAGGGAAACACGGGAGGAAGCCAAUGCUGACGUGGAAGUGAUUUCUCCCUUUGCUCAAUUGGAUAUUCCUUUAAUUGGCCAAACUUAUAUAAUCUUCUUAGCAAGGUUGAAGAAACCUCACUUUUCACCUGGUCCAGAAUCAUCAGAAUGCCUGCUUUUCUCACUCAAUGAAAUACCUUUCAGUUCUCUAUCUUUUUCAUCAAUGGUGGUUACUUUAAGUUUGUAUGUUGAGGAUAUGAAAGCAGGAGGAAAGCCCAAAUUCCAUUAUGGUACCAUUAACAAAAGACCUGGUACUAGUGCAUCUGAUAUUCAUGCCUAUACUCUGGAUCAUCACAUGCAAUCAUGAACCAUGACAAGCUGGUUGUAAGUUGGAGAUAUUUGUUGAAUCUUUCAGAUGCUGUCUUCUUCAGGAACUCCUCAUAGCAAGUUUUUGGCAUUAGAUUCUGGAAUCCAGUCAAUUCAUUUUUAAAUCAGUAGCACUGGCAUAUAACAUGAAAGAUCCAAACAUUACUGACUUAAGCCACCAUUGUUCCAAGAUUGAUGGGCAAAUGGCCCCAAGAAAGACAUGUGUGUUCCUGUUGCUUGAUGCAAUGUUGCAAUUCAUGAUCAUUUGCACCCCCCUUCUCUUGAUAUAUUAUAUCAGAAUCAGAUUGUUGUAAAUUGUCAAAAAAAUAUUUUUGAAGAAUGAUCCUUCCUCUGUUUCAAAACCGGCAUUAUGCAACUGAGUGCUUAUUUUCUAGAUAUUUGAUGCUCAAUACAUCAGAAUUUAAAAGCUU